Prunus armeniaca (apricot) is the source of this 543-nucleotide messenger RNA. NCBI's taxonomy places the organism in Eukaryota, Viridiplantae, Streptophyta, Magnoliopsida, Rosales, Rosaceae. The record is from the annotation of a GenBank genome assembly.
AUGAGGGCACAUGGUUGGGAUGAUUUAUUCAUGAGUGUGGUAUCAUUUUGUGAACAACAUGGUAUUGAUGUUCCUGAUAUGAGUUCUCGUUAUAUGAUGAGCACACGUCAUUGCAUGUUCAGGGAGUUAAAUGACAGAUUUCCAGAGCAAACAAUUGAACUUCUUAUUCUUAGCUCAGCAUUGGAUCCUCGUAAUUCCUUCAAAUCAUUCAAUAUUGGGCAUCUAUGUAAACUUGCUGAGAAAUUCUAUCCUGCUGAUUUCAGUCUAAGUGACUUAAAAGGUUUGGAAAUUGAGUUGAGGUUGAUUCAGUUGGUGUUGACUCUUCCUGUUUCUACAGCAACAACGAAACGAGCUUUUUCAUGUAUGAGAAUGAUUAAGAAUAGACUUCGAAGCACCAUAGCUGAUGAAUUCCUUGCUGAUUGCAUGAUUCUCCACAUUGAAAGAGAGUUUGCUAAUAGUAUCGAUAAUGAAGAGAUAAUUGAGGAAUUUAAGAUUUCUAAGCCUUGUAUAAUGGGUAAGACUCAUUACGUCCCCCCUGACUAG